This is a messenger RNA of Fraxinus pennsylvanica, 981 nucleotides long. Lineage: Eukaryota; Viridiplantae; Streptophyta; Magnoliopsida; Lamiales; Oleaceae. The record is from the annotation of a GenBank genome assembly.
AUGGAGGACGCUAAAGAUUUCAAAGAACAUGGUCCUCCUGAAUCUUCUUUUGGACCAAUAUUAUCCUAUCCAGACAAGGAUCAAUCACCUAAUGCUUCUCCAACAAACCAAGAUGGCAAGAUGCUAAUGGAGAAGUGGAAUCUAACACUCGGGAGGGGCCACUGUAGUUUAAAAUCGGUGAAAGAAGUACCAGUAGAGUUUCACGAAGAUAAAAAUUCAGCAGUUAUUUUGGAAUCCAUUUCAAUUGUAUUGGUAACAAAGCCCCUUGAUGCUUCACCAAAAUCUUUAGAUGGUGCUCAUGACAGACCUAAUGUUGGAGAAAAUGGUGUUUCUAAUAAGCCUCGAGUUGAGCAUGAGGCCUCAAUUGCAUUAGCUGAGGAUCAAUACACAAUUGGUCCAUCUCCAGAAGAUGAUAAUGUAAAUUUCUGUCAAGCGAGAAAGGAUACAGAUGCUACUCAUAUUACUGAAGUUUCUGUUAAUUCUGAUAUGAUACCAAAAUCUACUGAAUGGGAUAAACAGCUGGGAAAUAUUGACAUAAAUAGAGGUCAAAUCGACACAGCUGCGCCUUUUGAAUCUGUUAAGGCUGCUGUUUCAAAGUUUGGGGUAAUUCUUGAUUGGAAAGCCCACCAAGUGCAUACUAAGGAGAGACAAAAGUUCAUAGAACUAGAACUCGAGACAGCGAAGGAGGAGAUUCCAUUGUAUAAAAAACAAGCUGAGGUUGCUGAAUUGGCUAAAAUACAGGUUUUAAAAGAGCUAAGCAGUACUAAAAGACUCGUAGAAGAGUUGAAGCUUAAUCUGGAAAGAGCACAAACAGAAGCAAAACAAGAUUCUGAACUUGCAAAACUAAGGGUGGAAGAGAUGGAGCAAGGGAUUGCCGAUGAGGCUAGCAUUGCAGCCAGGGCACAGCUUGAGUUUGCUCGAGCCGGAAUGCAGCCGUGGCUUCAGAGCUUAAAACUGUUGGAGAAGAGCUGGAACAACUAA